AUGCUCCAGUUCUAUGCAAUUGCCAGAAGUCUCUCGGUAGUAUCAGUUGCUGCACAACAUAACCUGAGGGUUGCUCCGUUCUCAACCUCUCACUUUGUUCUUGGUAUCAGACCACUUGGCCCAAAAUGUCAUGUGCCAGAUUUUUCGGGGACGGCAUUAGUUAACGGCGAUUUUAAGACAAUUUCUGCGAAGGACUACAAAGGCAAAUGGUUGAUCGUCUUCUUUUAUCCGAUGGAUUUUACUUUCGUCUGCCCGACCGAAAUCAUUGCCUUUAAUGACAGAGCCGGUGAGUUUGAGAAAUUGAAUGCAGGAGUUGUCGCCUGCAGUUGUGACUCCCAAUUUUCUCACCUUGCGUGGACUCAGGUACCACGUAAUGAAGGCGGGCUUGGUGAUAUGAAGAUACCGAUUCUUGCCGACUUCAACAAAAAGAUUGCCGAGUCUUUUGGAGUGCUUUGCCCAGAUUCAGGAGCAGCCUUCCGUGGCUUGUUUUUAAUUGACCCGAACGGCGAAAUUAGACACACUCUUGUUAAUGAUUUUCCCGUCGGACGCAGUGUUGAUGAGGCGUUGAGGAUCCUAAAAGCUUUCCAGUUCGUGGAGAAACACGGCGAAGUUUGUCCUGCUAACUGGGAGGAAGGUGAAGCGACCAUUAAACCGGAUGUGGAAGGGUCGAAGUCGUACUUUAGUAAAGCGAACCAUUAA
Messenger RNA from Enterobius vermicularis (human pinworm), 699 nucleotides. The record is from the annotation of a GenBank genome assembly. NCBI's taxonomy places the organism in Eukaryota, Metazoa, Nematoda, Chromadorea, Rhabditida, Oxyuridae.